This is a messenger RNA of Phoenix dactylifera (date palm), 1766 nucleotides long. Its product is annotated as COP9 signalosome complex subunit 1. The record is from RefSeq and is a predicted model, not a curated record. Gene Ontology annotation, cellular component: COP9 signalosome. NCBI's taxonomy places the organism in Eukaryota, Viridiplantae, Streptophyta, Magnoliopsida, Arecales, Arecaceae.
CGCAAAUAAAAGCGACGGCAGAAAGAGGCUCUUCCGGCCCGCGAUUCUGCUAGGGUUUUGAGAAAUCGCGGCCGGAGCUCCGCCUGAGGCUAGAAUCCCGAGGAAGGAAGCGGUGGCGGAGAUGGACGGCGACGAGGAGGGGGUGGUGGGGCCGAUGGGCGAUGAGGCGAUGUUCCCCAAUGGCGGUGGCGAUGGCCAGCAGCAGCGGGGGAGCAAGGCGGUGAUGGGCGGCGAGCAGAUGGACGUGGAGGCCUACGCAUCGCUGUACACCGGCCGGACCAAGGUGACUCGGCUGCUCUUCAUUGCCGACCGCUGUGGCAACGAGGGCAUGCAGCUCGAGGCCCUCCGCCUCGCCUACGACGAGAUCAAGAAGGGCGAGGACUCCCAACUCUACCGGGAGGCGGCCAGCAAGAUCGCCGGCCGCCUCGGUCCCCAAUACACCCUCGACCAGGCCUGGGCCGACUCCAUUGACCGCCGUGCCGAGCAGCGCAAGGACAAGCUUGAGAACGAGCUCAGUGGGUAUAAGACAAAUUUGAUCAAGGAGAGCAUUCGAAUGGGUUACAAUGAUCUUGGAGAUUUCUACUAUGCUCAUGGUCAACUUGGGGAUGCCUUUAAGAAUUAUGUUCGUACUCGGGAUUAUUGCACUACUUCAAAGCACAUUAUUCAGAUGUGUUUGAAUGUGAUUCUGGUCAGUAUCGAGUUGGGCCAGUUUAUGCAUGUCUCAAAUUAUGUUAGUAAAGCUGAGCAAACACCAGACACGCUGGACCCUGUCACAGUUGCAAAACUACGAUGCGCUGCAGGGUUGGCUUACUUGGAGGCAAAGAAGUAUAAACUUGCUGCUCGCAAGUUUUUGGAAACUGGGCCUGAACUAGGAAACAACUAUGCAGAGGUGAUAGCACCCCAAGAUGUCGCUACUUAUGGUGGACUUUGUGCACUUUCAUCUUUUGAUCGAACGGAGCUGAAGAACAAAGUCAUUGACAACAUUAACUUUCGAAACUUCUUAGAGUUGGUGCCUGAAGUAAGGGAGCUUAUACAUGACUUCUAUGCAAGCACGCGGGUUGGGGGGAGAGAUGCUGGUCAUCCUCUUUGCCAUCUCUCGUUGGAAGGUUUGCCCAUUGUUGGUUAUCUAGCAGAAGGUCGCUAUGCUUCCUGUCUGGAGUAUUUAGAGAACCUUAAACCAAACCUUUUGCUGGAUAUCCAUUUACAUGAUCAUGUUGAAACACUGUAUACUCAAAUUCGCCACAAAGCUAUCAUCCAGUAUACGCAUCCAUUCAUUUCUGUGGAUCUCCACACAAUGGCCGAUGCCUUUAAAACUGGUGUUGCAGGGCUGGAGAAAGAACUCGAAGCUUUGAUCACCGACAACCAGAUUCAAGCCCGGAUAGACUCGCACAACAAAAUUCUUUAUGCAAGGCAUGCUGAUCAAAGAAAUGCGACGUUCCAGCGUGUCCUACAAACUGGUGUUGAGUUUGAGAGAGAUGCUAGGGCAAUGUUGCUGAGAGCCAAUCUCAUCAAGCAUGAAUACAACCAAAGGGCGGCAAGGAAAAUUUGAAGUGGAAGGCAUAUUUCCUUGAGGCUUUGCUGGGGGUUUUCUGGUACUGGGGUCUCACCUCUUAUGGAUGGAAGAUGACUUCCUCGUUUGCAUUUGAUUGUGAAUUCCAUGGUUAAAAUUUGUGCAGAUGUCAAUGUAUUUGCAAGAUCGGGGCUUGAAGUUGAAACCUUCCUAGUUUCAUGGUGGUUAUAAGUUUGUGUACAUCCUUUUUGAGGUU